Messenger RNA from Myotis brandtii (Brandt's bat), 555 nucleotides. RefSeq names its product chromosome unknown open reading frame, human C3orf18 (gene CUNH3orf18). The transcript is spliced from 3 exons. Bases 226 to 489 code for a protein of 87 amino acids. The record is from RefSeq and is a predicted model, not a curated record. NCBI's taxonomy places the organism in Eukaryota, Metazoa, Chordata, Mammalia, Chiroptera, Vespertilionidae.
CAGUCACCCCAGGCCCGGGGGUUCCCCCGCCCGGUCCUCCUGCCUGUGGCCACCACCCCUAGGCUCUCCGAGAGGCUGAGCUGCGCGUCCCGGAGAGGAUUAGCAUCCAGGGAAGCAGGGAGGCCCCUAAUGCAAGGAGGUGGCCGCCUGCAUGCGUAGCCGGGCCACAGGCUGGGACACUCCUGAUGUCAGAAGGGAGUGGCCACAGGCAGUCUCGGCGUCAGCAUGAAUUCCAGGCUCCUGUCGGCCAGGGACUGGCUCAGCACCCGCCCGCCCACCUCUGAGCCUAACCUGGAGCCCGCCACGGAUGGGCCCGCCUCCGAGCCCACCGCCCUCGGCCCAGAAGCCACCAGCUUUAACGACACCAGGGUGCCUGGUGUGGGCAGCGGCGCAGCCGGCGUGGGCACGAUGCUCCUGUCCUUUGGGAUCAUCACGGUGAUCGGCCUGGCCGUGGCCAUGGUCCUGUACAUCAGGAAGAAGAAGAGGUAACUCCUCCCUGCCUCCCAGCACUCCAGCCCAUGGCGUGCGGGCGGCUCCAGGGCAUGUGGGUGGGAA